CCGCGCUAUAACCCCGGAAGUGGUCGGCGCAGCUGUCAUGGCCGCCAGGCAGAUGUUCGCUCGGGUGCUUGGUCUGCGGAGGGUCUCGCAGCAGUGCGUGCCCCAGGCCUCGGACCUGAUUAGCCCUUUCCGAAGUAGCUUCCUUGGUGUCUCUCCCCUGGGCCAAUGGCUCCCAGAGGCUGUUUGGAAUUCAAGCAGAUGUAGCAUCUCGACAGCAGCAGCUACUGCUAAGUCAGAGGAAGACUUGUUUUACAAGUGGUUUCUAUUGCUCAUCCCUGUGACCGCCUUUGGCCUGGGAACAUGGCAGGUCCAGCGUCGGAAGUGGAAGCUGAAGCUAAUUGCAGAGCUGGAAUCAAGAGUAACAGCUGAGCCUAUCCCUCUGCCUGUAGAUCUCAUGGAGUUGAAGGACUUGGAGUAUAGGCCUGUGAAGGUCAGAGGGCAUUUUGACCAUUCCAAGGAACUCUAUAUCUUGCCCCGAACCAUGGUGGACCCUGCACGAGAGUCCUGGAAUUCAGGCCAGAUGUCCUCCACGGUGGAAAGUGGUGCUAAUGUUGUCACUCCUUUCCACUGUACUGAUUUGGGGAUCACAAUUCUAGUGAAUAGAGGAUAUGUUCCCAGGAAAAGAAUAAAUCCAGACACUCGGCAGAAAGGUCAGAUUGAGGAUGAAAUUGACCUCAUUGGGAUGGUGAGAUUGGCAGAAACUCGGAAGCCCUUUGUCCCUGAAAAUAAGCCAGAGAAGAACCGCUGGCAUUACCGUGACCUGGACACCAUGGCAAAGGUCACAGGCGCUGAGCCCAUAUUCAUUGAUGCUGACUUCAAAAGCACAGUCCCAGGAGGGCCCAUUGGUGGCCAAACAAGAGUAACCUUGAGGAAUGAACAUAUGCAGUACAUCAUUACUUGGUAUGGACUAUCUGCAGCAACAUCAUACAUGUGGUUUAAGAAGUUUGUUCGAUUACCCUAGGAGACGGCAAUGAAGGGAGAGUGGGGGCAAGAAACCAUGGACAAACAGGGAAUAUUUUGUAAAUUUUUUAAAAUUAAAAAUAAAGGCUCCCACUUUAAUUAAAUUCUA
This is a messenger RNA of Phascolarctos cinereus (koala), 1069 nucleotides long. It is a transcript of the gene SURF1, whose product is annotated as SURF1 cytochrome c oxidase assembly factor. NCBI's taxonomy places the organism in Eukaryota, Metazoa, Chordata, Mammalia, Diprotodontia, Phascolarctidae. Gene Ontology annotation, biological process: mitochondrial respiratory chain complex IV assembly. Gene Ontology annotation, cellular component: mitochondrion; membrane. The record is from RefSeq and is a predicted model, not a curated record.